UGCGGACUGAGUGAUAUUACAAUGUCAGAUAAGUGUUUUCAUAUAAUUCAGUCAGGUGUAUUUACACAUCUAAUACCAUGCAUUAAGUAAAUGUGGUGAUUGCUAGGAGAUGUAUACACUCAGCAUGUCGGAGAGAGCAUCCUUUAAACAUUUCAAUAGAAACAGUGUAUUAAACGACUUGUUGCUUGACAGAUUUACGACAUUCAUAUCGUCAGAAGAGAUAGUUUCCUUGUGCAUAACUUAUUGUUAAAGAACAUUUGAACAAACUCUCUAUGAAAGAAGAUCGGUUAAAGUUUGUCAUCUUCUAUUUAAUGGUCUACACAUAAACUUUAACUGUUAAUAGAAUAUUAAUAAAUAUAUCAAGUUAUUGGAAGAUUAUUCAUGGUUGUCAACUUUCUCAGAACCAUUCAACAAAACGAAUUGAAAUGUGAACAAUUUUCUAUAACUAGAAUUUAAGAUGCCUUCGACAAGUAAGCACCAUACUGAUAUUGAUUCACGAGGGAACAUCAAAAUUGAUCAUAGUACAACAUAUCAAGAAAACUCAUUCUUAUCAGACAGUUUGGAAAGUAAAAUAGCAAGUUUACAUAAAGCAAAAUUCAGAGCAAGUAUAGAUACUGACGAUGCGUUAAAAGAGGCACGAAAGGAAGCUGAAGAAAUUUCGCGUUUAAGUUCUGCUAUUAAACGUGGUGAGAUUAAAGAUAGUGUUUCUCUGUAUGAUAGACGAUCUCAUACUCCUAAAUCACGUGAUGGAACACCACAUACAACGGAAGUACUUACUUAUGGAAUGCAAAGUUCUAGUUUCGGGAGCAGACCACAGACUCAUGUUGAGAUACGUCGUGACUCUGAGAAGCCCCCUGUUAGUACGCUGACUAUGUUUGCUAUUUCUAUGCAGAAGUUAACUUCCUCGAAAUCAUCAUCGAAAAAUGACACUAAAGUUAUACAUAAAAACAUUCAAGGCUACCGAAGUUUUAUGACUCUUCGCUGUCUUUCAUCGCCAGCUUAUCUGAGAAAAGAGCGAAGUAAACGACAGCGGCGCCCAGCUUUAGUCAGAUUUCAAGAUCUUAAAGAUGGCGAAGUGAUGGAGGCUCAAGAUAUACCAGUCAUGAAACCUGAAGUUGCGUAUGCAAUGCAACUGCGCAAGCGCCAAAUUCGUUCACGGAGAGAACUAACAGAACUUAGUAAAAUAGAAACAGAAGAAAAAUAUGGAAAACCGGAUAAAACAGAUGAGUUUAAACAGAAAAGAUAUGCUUGGGCAAAAGGGAAUAAUGAACUUAAUACUAGAAUACGUUCAUUCCUAGUUGAUGUGGAAACUUUUAAUAAACGACAGAGGAAACCAGAUUAUCUAAUGACUGACAUUAUUCGAUCAAAAACAUGUAUGGUCUAGAUAAAAAUAUAAAAUUUCAAGUGGGAUAUAACGAAAAAAUGGACGGAAACAAAAGUGUCAUUUUCUAAAGGAUAUGCAAUUGACAACAAAGACUCAUAAUUAUACAGCAACAUUGGUUGUAACGUUUAUUUUGAUUGGAUAACGUCACCAAUUUGCAUUGCAUCAAUUCGAUAUUGAUACUAUGAAAGCGUACGAGCAAGCGCAGACGACAUAUGGCAGAUUUUAAAUGUAUGAUUUGUUGUCGUUUUCUGUCAGUUUCAUUGAAAUCGAGAUAACGAUAUUGUAUUCUAAGCGCCGACGGCAUCAAUUGGUGAUUUGAUGGUCACAAAUACAUGUUUACGACCAUCAAAUCACCAAUUGAUGCCAUCAGAGCUUAACAUUCAAUGCAGUUAUCUUCUAAAUGUACAUCAAACCACAACUUCUUAUCUUUAUAUAUAAUGCUAAUUUUGUUUUGUAAGAUUGUUGUUUAAAUUCAAUUACAAAAACGCAAAUAAAACCUACAUUGUAUAACAUAUAAAGUAAUAAUUGACUAAAUUGAACCAUUUAUAUACAAUUUUAAGUUUAUAACAUUCCAAUGUAUAUGCUAAAGCUUCCAAAUUAUUGCGUAUUAUUGCAUUGUAAAAUUCAUUUAAAAGUGACGACUUGAAAGAAAAUAAUUUUCCGGACAAA
Messenger RNA from Mytilus trossulus (common blue mussel), 2053 nucleotides. RefSeq lists its product as uncharacterized. The record is from RefSeq and is a predicted model, not a curated record. The transcript is spliced from 2 exons. Bases 458 to 1384 code for a protein of 308 amino acids. NCBI's taxonomy places the organism in Eukaryota, Metazoa, Mollusca, Bivalvia, Mytilida, Mytilidae.